CCCCCACUCUCUAUCUUACGAGGAACGCCUGCUGAAAUCUAGGGCUAAAGUGUACGGCGUUUGCCCUUACGUAUGGUGGUUUUGGUUUUCUGUGUUGAAGAGAUCAUACAUUAUGCACGAAGUUGUGGUUUUCUUUUUUAUUUGCUCUAGAAUACCUCCCUUAUGUUGAUGAUUACGAUUUUGUGGUCAUUCCUGGUUGCGGCUAUGGGAAGUGAAGUCCAGGAAAAUAAUAGAACAAUGGCGCUUGUCCCGUUCAAACCUCAUCUAACUUUGGCAACAUUUCACAAGAAAGACCGGAGUCUUACAUUUGCCGGUCAAACAUUGACGAUAUAUCAGGAUUGGAACGAUGGUGGUGUAGCCGCGGUGCUUUGGGAUGCAGCGAUCAUACUAAGUCGCUAUUUAGAGCAAAACAAAGAGCUAGUUCAUCAGAAGCGCAUUAUUGAGCUUGGUGCAGGGACAGGCUUGGUAGGAAUGGUAGCCGGGUUACUAGGCGGCAGGGAUGUCCUAAUUACAGAUCGCAAGAGUGCAUUAUCGCACACUAGACUUAACAUUGAGGAAAAUCGAAAGUCAGGUCUUCAAGAUUCAUUGCAAGUCAAAGAACUUGUCUGGGGGCAAGAUGUGUCGGACCUUUCUCCCCCAUUUGAUGUCAUUUUGGGUGCAGAUAUUAUCUACAUUGAAGAUACUUUCAAUGACUUGCUGAGAACUCUCAGAGACCUUAGCGGAAAGGAAACAAUAGUUUUGAUUUCAUGUAAAAUCCGCUAUGAGCGGGACAGUAACUUUCUAAAAAUGAUGAAACAAGACUUUGACAUUAACCAGGUGCUCUAUAAUAAGGAUCUAGAUAUUACUGUUUAUAUGGCAAAAAGGAUAUUCCAAAAAAGAGAACACUCAGAUCUUUAGAACCAAAAGGGGGCAAGGGGCUUUUGAUCAGGAUAAGAUUCCACUUAGUGGCUAAAGGAGCUUUUUUUUAAUUGACUUAUCUAAAAAUAGUUGAGUAGUGGGCGUGUCUGUAACCGCCACAGACCCCUGUUCCCACAUUGUGCUGGCCAAAAUUGAUCAUAUAGACAGGGUGCUGACAAAUUAAUUGUAUUUUUUUAAAUAAAAGAGUAUAAUUACAGUGGCAGUAUUGAUUUCAAGUAAAGAAAUCAAAUAUAGCUAAA
This is a messenger RNA of Nematostella vectensis (starlet sea anemone), 1157 nucleotides long. Its product is annotated as protein N-lysine methyltransferase METTL21A. The record is from RefSeq and is a predicted model, not a curated record. Gene Ontology annotation, cellular component: cytosol; cytoplasm. The coding region runs from base 163 to 897 and encodes 244 amino acids. The transcript has a single exon. NCBI's taxonomy places the organism in Eukaryota, Metazoa, Cnidaria, Anthozoa, Actiniaria, Edwardsiidae. Gene Ontology annotation, biological process: peptidyl-lysine methylation. Gene Ontology annotation, molecular function: protein-lysine N-methyltransferase activity.